UAUUUAGGAGUUAUUUACAUUCUGUCAGUUGAAACAAACGUUACUUCCUUAGUUUUGUUUGAAUUUAGUAGUUAUUUUCACUUAUUUAUUCAUAUUCUUGAUUAAGAUAGUCUGUAUCCCUCCCUGGUGAUUGGUAUUUAAAAGCUCUUAGACUUAAGGUAUAUAUAACCUGAAUAUUAGAAAGGGAGAUCCUGUGCACUCGUAAUGAUUGAAUUCCCACAUCACCAACAUCACUUUUUUUGGUGGGCCUCAAAUGCAGGAGUCAUGUAGUCUGAGUCUGCUUGGGGUGGAGUGAAUUUUUUAUAUCUCCCAUGGCAUGAUGUUUAAGAUAGUGUAAAUGCUUGUGGCAUUGUUGGACUUAAUGAAAUUUAUCAAGGUAGUGGAGUGCUUGGAAGCCCUAAUCAAAGUACCUCAUUUCCUUUUGUGUGUUGAAUCAGAUAACUCUGUUAGAAUGAGUUACAACAUUGAGAGAGAUAAUGUGGAACCAAAUAUUGAAGACAAAUUGGGAGGAGAAACUUAACAUUGAUAAUUUUGUCCUUAAAAUAUUAGUCACUGUGAAACUGGAAGUGGACAUUAUUUAAAUUUAGUUAUGGAACACCUCAGUUGAGUUAGAAAAUGGCAGUUUCCACUGGGGCAAAAUUUGCCAAACAUGAAUUAACUGGUGCUCUAAUUGUUACUGCUGGCCAAGUUCUAAAGCCUUGGUUUCACUUUACAGGGAUAUAUUUUUCAGCAUAUAGACCUUUAAAAGGAACACAACUUUUGAAGUUCAGACUGCUUUGGCAAGCUAUUCUGAAUUGAUAUUUUAAGCACUUUUAGGUUCUGUUUGUUAUGUUGAGCUUCAUGUUGGCAAGAGAGAAAAACCCUGCAUCUUUUUCUCUUAGGAAUAUUCUUUUUUUCUAAUAAAAAAUUAGUUUUAAUGUGCAACAAUUUUUUAACAUUUUGCCACAUUCACUUCAUAGGUAGAUAGUAUAUGCAUACACAUAUAUUCUAUUUCUCGAAAACAAGGAUAGUCCUAUCCCAAAAUGUGGGAUUCAUGACAGUGAUCAUAAUGUGGGGAGAGAAGGGUAUAUUGUCAUGUACGUGGAAUAAUUCAGUGAAACAAUAUUUAUAACUGUGUAUCAAAUAAUAUAUCUACACAACUUUUAUACUCUGUUACAUUAACUUACCUAAGAGAAAAUGUGAUGUUUGGCUGAUUUCACUUUGUGUAAUCUCCAAUUCCAUACAUUUUGUUACAGAUAUCAAGAUUUCAUUUUUUCUUUUCUUUUUUUUUUUUAAGAUUUAUUUAUUUAUUUGAAAGGCAUAGUUACUGAGAGGCAGAGCGAGAGGGAGAGAUAUCUUCCAUCUGCUGUAUCACUCCCCAAAUGGCUGCAACAGCUGGAGCUGGGCCAAUCUGAAACUAAGAGCCAGGAGCUUCUUCUGGGUCUCCCACAUGGAUGCAAGGGUCCAAGGACUUGGACCAUCCUCUGCUGCUUCUCCAGGUGACACUGAUGAUAAAAAUCCGUUCAAGAAUUUAGAUGUGACAUCUGCAGCAGGUUCAAAUCUCUCAGCUAUAAGACAAACUGGAUACUUCAUAAGGAUUGUCAUCUAUUAUGCACAGAGAGCCAAAAUCCAUUACUGAAAUUAUCUGAGUGAGCUGCCUGCUGGGUCCAGUGAUGCACUAGUAGACAAAGAAGUUGAAAAAGAAGGCUGCCACAGAGUGUGACACCAGUAUGGUAUCAAGCCCUACUAUGAUUCCAAGGACUUUAUGACUGAAUAAAAAAAUAAAAAAAAAAUUGUUAGUGAUGCUAUCUGUACCAUCAUUAGAAGAUUUGAAAGCAGUACUGGAAAACGAGACUGAAGAUUUGAAGGGGCCAAUGAGUAUUCUUAUCAUUGAGGCAUUCUAUGGAGGCUCCCAUAAACAGCUGGUGGACCUGCUCCAAGAAGAGUUAGAAGACUGUGUUCUUUACACCCUUCCUGCAAAGAAAUGGCACUGGAGAGCACGGACUUCGGCUCUGUACUUCUCUCAGAAUGUUCCCGUCAGUGAGCGUUACAGGAUCCUCUUUGCAAGCUCAGUACUUAACCUGACCGAACUGGCUGCCCUUCGGCCUGACCUUGGAAAAUUGAAAAAGAUUCUGUAUUUCCAUGAGAACCAAUUGGUAUAUCCUGUCAAGAAACAUCAGGAGAGGGAUUUCCAGUAUGGAUACAAUCAGAUUCUUUCAUGUCUUGUGGCUGAUGUGGUGGUGUUCAAUUCAGUUUUUAAUAUGGAAUCAUUUCUGAAUUCUAUUGGAAAAUUUAUGAAGCUGAUUCCUGACCACAGACCCAAGGAUUUGGAAAGCAUCAUUAGACCCAAGUGCCAAGUUAUUUACUUUCCCAUCAGGUUCCCUGAUGUGAGCAGAUUCAUGUCCAAGCACAAAGCAGCCCAUCUGCAGAAGAUGCUCAGCCUUUCAGGAAACAGUGACGCCCCUCCGUCCAUGGCCCUUCCAGAGCAGAGAGAGUCUGAAAAUGUAUUGAAGAAUUCUAAUUCAGUAUAUGAUGGACACCCUGGCCUGGAUAUUGCCCAAGAGGGAAACAUGGGUAACUCAUUGUGGAAGGAGUCAGACUUGGACAAGUCCAACUCAUCAAAUAAUUCAAGCUCUCAUCAUGGAGAAAAGAAACAAAAUCUGACUCUUAAUCCCUGUGACAUUUUGGGUGAAGCUGAUGAUCAGCAAAGACCAUUGCACAUUGUCUGGCCUCAUAGGUGGGAGCAUGAUAAAGAUCCAGAGAGUUUUUUUAAAGUAUUACUGCAUCUUAAGGAUUUAGGUCUCAAUUUCCACGUUUCUGUCCUUGGAGAAACCUUCACAGAUGUCCCAGAUAUAUUUUCAGAGGCCAAAAAGGCAUUGGGAUCUUCUGUCUUACAUUGGGGCUACUUACCCAGCAAAGAUGACUAUUUCCAAGUACUGUGCAUGGCUGAUGUUGUCAUCUCAACAGCUAAGCAUGAAUUCUUUGGAGUGGCAAUGUUGGAAGCUGUGUAUUGUGGCUGUUACCCAGUUUGUCCCAAAGAUUUGGUUUAUCCCGAAAUAUUUCCAGCUGAAUAUCUGUAUUCUACACCUGAACAGCUUUCCAAAAGGCUCCAGAAUUUCUGCAGGAGACCAGAUAUUGUCAGAAAACAUCUCUAUAAGGGUGAAAUGGCUCCAUUUUCCUGGGCAGCCCUGCAUGGUAAAUUCAGGUCUCUGCUUACAACAGAACCUAGGGAAGAUUUGUGACAGAUGGGGCUAAGUCACAAACUUGCAGCCUAAGGCAGAAUCUGAAGAACUUUCCAGAGUGUGCCCAUAUUUACCUGAUCAGAGAGAAAAGAAAAUCUGCAGAGGAAGCUGAGCCUGGCUGCUUGUCAUAGCUGACACGGAGCCAUCUGCCACAAACCUGUGGCAGCUUCAGAUCUCCAAUCCCUGCCACCACCCCAACCCAAAUUAAAUACAGAUUCCUAGAGACGCUAUGAUGGUUACACAUGUCCUCGGCAUCACAUGUAGGAGACUGUUCAAAAAAAAAUAUGUGGCCUGUUGUAUAACCGCACUCAUGUAUCCCAUAUGUGGUGCCACAUUGAAUUUCCGGUUGAAUCCGUUUUUAUCCUUUGUACUGGAUGACAUGGUGCCUGAAUUCUUUCUUUUCGCCGACACGAUGGCAGCCAAACUGCAGCUUCAAACACUCACACUUGGCUGGGUUUCUACCUAGGUUGCCAGGUUAUCAUCGGAGCCCUCUUGUGUCCUCAGAGGGCCACCGGGCCUGGAAGGAGGAUCAGAAUGCUGCCGGACUAAUUGGGCAGCCAUCUCGGAAUGGUUUGUGGGCAAAGGGCUGCUUUAGCACUUUUCUUUUAGCAAAUUAAUGACUCUCCGGCACAGGGGUUUUUAAGCGAAGGUAUUAAUAAGGGGUCUGGCAGGUAUUCCCAUGAUUCACAGAGUUACAUUUGCAUUUAAUUAAUCUCAAAGAAAGUUGCAAGAUAAACAGCUGUAAUUCGGACAAACAUGGCAAAUACAGUAAGAGGGGCCAUCCCGCCCAUAAAAUGAACACUGAGGUAAUUGUUUUAAUUUUUUUUGAGGCAUUAAAAGUAGAGAAUUCAAAAUACUUCUCACAAAACUAGUAAUUUUGAUUAAAAAAAAAUUCUCAAAAGUGUUUGUAUCCAGCUUGAAAUAUGAUCUUUUCCAGAUAAAUCACUUAAAUUCCAAUAGUCAAGCUGCUAUUUUUGUUGAUUUAAAGAUGUUUUGAAUGGGUAUAUGGCAAAAUAAAUUUUUAAUAAACUGUCCACUGCAGUGUUUAAUUAGCAUAUUCAGUUAGGUAGAAGUGUGUACAUCUAUCUGUAUGUUUCUCGCUGAGGGUUUUCUUUGUGUCAGAGACAACGAAUACAAUUGUUUCCUUUCCGGAUGAACAAGGAUCUGUUUUGCAAAUGUUUGUAAGAUAUUAUGACAUUUCCAAGAUUUUCUUUGCAUUCUGGAAAGCAGGAGGUAAACAUUUGUAGUCAUUAAGGUAAAGUCUGUUGAUAAACCGUCUUCUGUUUACUGACAGGUAAAUUGUAACUUUCUUAGCUUUUGAAAUGAAUAACUUCUAUACACUGCAGAGUGAGGAGCAGUAGGGAAAGGUGGCUAGCCAAGGCCCAAGCCUGGCUCUCUGGCUUCUACAAGGAUUGAGUGAUCUAGCAGACAUCCCCACGUUGAGUGAACAAUGUCUCAGAUAUCCAGUAGGGCCCAUUUCACAGGUAGCAAAAUCGAAAGCAGGCACAAGGUCAAGGUUAGAGAGCCAUGCACAGCCCUAGGGAUAGGGGCAGUCUUGCAGAUCACAAGAGGCAGUUCAGAGUCCAUGAGGCCUGGGACUCUGAAGAUAGAAAGUGUAAGAAGUGGAAACAACAAGCUCUACCUUGGAACAGAAACUCCUCUCCCCAGCCAGCCUGAGAUCCGUCACAUAGGAUGGGCCACCACAGCACUGGCUUCGGCUCAAGCCUCUGAACAAACUUCUCCCUCACCCAUAGAACAAAGGGCUCGGGAACGCUUAUGGAAGCGCCUGCCAGUCAACUGAAGCCUGAGGAACUUGGCUUCUAGCAGAGGUGCUCCUUUUGAGAGCAAAACCAAAGAUAUGACUGUAAACAAGAAGUUCUCAGGCACUUCUUCUGGGGCAGGGUUACACUUCAUGCCCUCUGCUGAGGUGGGUCAGACUAGUCAAUUUGCUUCAGUCACCGAGGUACAAUGUCACGGAUGAUGUCUUCUCAAGAUAAUAUUACAAUCUGACAGCAGAGAUUCCUUUCCAAGGUUUUCUGUCCUGAAAACAGUGGGCUCACGUUUCAUAGUGCAUAGCAUCUUUUUUUUUUUUUUUUUUGUACAGGCAGACUUAGUGAGAGAGAGAGAGAGACAGAGAGAAAGGUCUUCCUUCUGUUGGUUCACCCCCAAAUGGCCGCUACGGCCAGCGCUGCGCCAGUCCGAAGCCAGGAGCCAGGUGCUUCCUCCUGGUCUCCCAUGCGGGUGCAGGGGCCCAAGCACUUGAGCCAUCCUUCACUGCCUUCCCGGGCCACAGCAGAGAGCUGGACUGGAAGAGGAGCAACCAGGACAGAAUCCAGCGCCCCAACUGGGACUAGAACCCAGGAUACUGGCACCGCAGGCAGAGGAUUAGCCAAGUGAGCCGCGGCACUGGCCAAUAGUGCAUAGCAUCUUACAUGCACAACAACUAUCCAUGUAUGCUUCCUUGCUAAUUCAUGGAGAAAAUACAUGAGAUACUUUUCAGACCAUAAAUCUAAAUAUUUAAAUAUUUUAUGAUUGGGGAAAAAUGUGAUAUUGAAAGUUAUCCAUGUAUGGGUGUGUGUGUUUUUUUUUUUUUUUAAGAUUUAUCUAUUUGCAAGUCAGAAUCACAGAAAUAAAGAGGAAGAGACAGAGAGAGAGAGAGAGAGAGAGAGAGAGAGACCUUCCAGCUGCUGGUUCACUCCCCAAAUGGCCACAACAGCCAGUGCUGAGGCAGGUCGAAGUCAGGAGCUUUAUCCUAGUCUCCCACAUGGGUACAGGGGCCCAAGCACUAGGACUAUCCUCCACAGCUUUCCCAGGAAAAUUAGCAGGGAUCUGGCUGGGAAGUGGAGCAGCUGGGACCAGAACCAGCACCCAUAUGGGAUGCUGGCCUCCCUGGCAACAGCUUCACCCACUACAACAUAAAGCAGCCCCAUAUGGGUGUUUUUCUAUGCCCAAAUCCAGUUUUUCGUCUUUAGCUAUGGCCAGCAUUCCUUCCAAUAUUAAAAAAAGUUAUGAGUUUUGAAAAUGAUGCUGCCAUAUUUGGUAUCAGUGCAUAAAUGCAAUAAAAAAUUGUAGAAGUAUAAAAGAUGUAGCUGGGACAGGCAUUUAGCCUCGUGAUUGAGUUGCCCAUGAAGCUGCCCAUGUUCCAUAUAGAAGUACAUAGGGUUGAUUCCCAGCUUCAGCUCCUAAGUCUAGAUUCCUGCUAAAGCAAAUCCUGGAAGACAGUGGUGAUGGCUCAAGUAAUUGCUCCCUGCCACCCACAUGGCAAACCAGGGUUAAGUUCCCUGUUCCUGGUUUUAGCCUAACCGGUCGCUGGCAUAGUAGCCAUUUGGGGAAUGAACCAGCAGAUGGGAGCUGCCUUUCUGUCUGUCUCUCUUUCUCUGUUUCUGUUUUUGUCUCUCCUGCCCCAUCUCUGCCUUUCUACCUCUGAAAUUAAAAAAAAAAAAAAUUUAAACAUGUCUGUGGUGGAGCUGGCAUUGUGGCGUAGCAGGCUGGGUCAAUGGCACCAGCAUCCCAUAUGGACACUGGUUCCAUUCUCAGCUGUUCCACUUCUAAUCCAUACUCAGGAUAAUGCACCUGAGAGGGCAACAGAGGAUGACCCGAGAAAGUGGGCCCCUGCACUCAUGUGGAGGACCCUGGUGAAGCUCCUAGCUUCAUCCUGACCUGGCCUCGGCCUUUGCAGCCAUUUGGGGAGUGAACCAGAAAAUGGAGGAUCUCUCUCUCUCUCUCUCUCUCUCUCUCUCUCUCUUUUUCUCUCUCUCUGGCUCUCCUUCUCUCUUUGUAACUCUGCCUUUCAAAAUAAUAAAUAAUAUUUUUUAAAAAAGAUGUAUGUCUGUGCUUACAUAUAUGUGUGUACUCCUCAACACCUAUGACAUGGUGAAGUGAGUAGAGUGUCAUUAAGCUAAUUGAUAUUUGCUGUCAUCACCAGAUAAUUGGGAAUACAAAUUGGGGGAAAUUCAACUUAUUAAUUACCAUUUUCCUUAGUUUCAUUCUGGGGAAUCAACUCCAGAAAUCAAGCAUUGCUGUUUAUUGUUCUAAGUAUGUUUGUUAAAAUUGUUCAUCUUUCCUCUUUUAACUCUCCCUUACAUUCAUUUUAUUCUUUUCAAAUAAAUCAUGAAGCCAAUUGAAUUUUAAAUAUCUCUAAAGUUCUGCCCACAUCAAGGUAUUGAUACAAUGUCUAGGAUAAGUGCUCUGAACUUCAUUAAUCCGUGUUUCUGGCUAGGUGUUUCUAUACUAAAUGCCACGUGUUGAUUAGGAAUAAUAGGUCAAAAGAUUGUCAAAAUGUUCCUGGCUUAAUAGGCAUCCUUCAAAUGCAGUUAGAUUUACAUGGACUUCUCUUCUCAAUUCUUUAGUCAUAACACGUAAGAUGGCAGCAGAAUCCACAGCUCAGUGGAAACCCUUAUCCAUGGAGGGCUGCACAGAUUCAUUUCAACACCUUGAAAUGCAUCUGGAACCAAAGAUUUCAUUUUAUGUUGAAGGUGUUAAUUAUAUUUGAUAUUUUUAAAAGUAAAAUCUGUUUUUGAGAAAGCAUCUGCUACCCAGAAGCAUUAUGAGCCACAAAAGAAUUUCAUGUGAGGCUCAAGAUACUUUCUGUGGGUGAUAGAAUCAGUUUUCAAAUGGAGUCCAUGCUGUCUUUUAAUGCUGACUUGUUCUGAUUCUUACUUUUCUAUUGCCUAUUGGCAAGUAUCGCCCUAACCGCCUUUCUGUUUCAGUGGAAAAUUGGGAGUAUUUAAUAUCAGAUCUUAUAUUUAGCAAUGAAAAGAGUAUAUUAUAAAUCACCAGCUUAGACAUGUUUCAUUUUGUAAUUUGCAUGGGAAGGGUGCCACUUGGCCCAGCAGUUAAGCUUUGGUUAAGAUGCCUACAUCCCAUAUUGCAGUGUCUGGGUUCAAGUCCUACCUCAGCUCCUGACUCCAGCUUCCUACUAAUUCGCACCCUGGUAAACAGUGAUGGCUCAAGUAAUUUGGUUCCUGCCACCCAGGUGGGAGACCUGGAUUGAGUUCCCAGAUCCUGGCUUUGGCCUCAGCCUAGCCCAGCCCAGCUGUAGUGAGCAGUUGGGGAGUGAAUCAGCAGAUGGGACUGCUCGUUCUCAUGCUACCCCUCUCCCCUCCCCCUACCUCUGAAACAAUUUUUUUUCUAUUUUUUAAUCAUAAAAAAGGUAAUUGAAUUGUAGGACAACUAAGGCUUCUAUAAUAUACCCUCCCUUCCAAGCAAUGCAUUAAAAUUUAACAGAAACAUUUAAAACAUGCAAGCAAUUUUCAGUACUGCUCAAAAGUGGGUGCAUGUGUAAGUGAAGUGUGACAAAAAUCACCGGAAUAAACAUCAAAUUUAUAGUAACAGGUCCAGGGGGUGACGGUGGAAAGAAUGGGAAGAGGCACUUUGGCCAUGCAAUUAAACUGGACUAUGAUACAUAAAGGCGUGUAACUGCUUCUGACUUUAUGAUGUUUCACAUGUCUUAAAUGUUGUUAUUGGAUAUACCUUCUCAUAGGAGCUGUAAGUACUUCAGGAAACAUGCAGUUAGCUUUGCUACCAUGCCAUUCUUAACAUUUCUUUGACUUCUAAAACUAUUGACAGACUUGGAAACCAUUUCUCUCAGAUAGUGACUGAAACUGCUCUCACAGCCAAAUGUGCACGAGCUGCCUUUUACUUACCAGGAGGCACAGGUCUCACCUCAACCCUGACACAAAUCAUGCCAUGGAGAUGCUCAGACUGGACCAUCCAUGAGUUCCUUUUCCUUGGUGCUGGUGAUCAUCAUUUCUGACUAAUGCCUGUAACAUUACAAAUAAAAGGUGGAAAUUGAGAACUCCCUUGUUAAGGUUAAUGAGGAAGACGAAAAUGUCAGAGCUGUGUGGAAAAGCACAGUAGCUGUGGGUGCAGCCAAGUGCCUGACCUGCUGUUCUUACUGUCCUCACCUGUCCCCUUCCCUCUUCAAGACAGGUGUGACUUUUGGUCUCUGUCCUUUCAUUGCUAUCUGUCCCGUGAGAAGGGAGUUGUCCCUAGUAUCUUGAUGGAUAUCUUGUCAAUACAUGUGAGGUGCACGUGGCUUUGGGGACCAAGAUCCCCAGCUCACUACGCAGCUGUUUUCGUAAGUUAGCUUUGGAGCUCACUGUCUUCAGGGCCCUCCUACUGUCUGUCAUUCCCUGAGAGAUUCCUUACUGUCCCCCAAGGCUCCGUGGCAACGUGCAUCAACCCUGAGAAGCUCCUAAUUGUUUUCAGAACCUGUUGUAAGGAAUCGAUGCCUGAAAGAUUAUCUAAAAUUUACAUUACUCUGCUUUAAGUGAUUGUACUUAAAUAGAAGACUUCAGGUGGAGUGCUGUCAGAUGGGACUCCUAAGAGGAACGUGUCAUUGCAUAAGUUCCCCUAGCAAUGUGAUGUGCUUUACAUUUGAAAAUUUCAUAUUUCCAACAUCAUUUCAUUUUUCAUGAGUUGGCAUAUGUUAUGGGGUAAAAAAUACUUUUUAGAAGCCUUUCCCUAUAUGGGAUGUAAUCAUUGUUACCAACGUGCCUUUCAGGAAGCACCAAGUUGAGUGUGCAUGACCCAGUUCCCUUCCAUUGCUUCGCCACGCUAGAGAGCGAAAGCUAGCAGGGGGAUUGCUUUGUGGCCAGCAUUGUUGAUGUUAAAAGUGACAUGAGAGACCAUUUACUCCGUCGAUAUUUUAACAGUGCUUAUCACUGCUGUUAUUCCAUCUAGGGAAGCAUCAGUCUCUACAUCCCUCCCACCACAGGCCCCUGCACUCCCUGUGGUCUCCAUUCUGCUGCAGUCAAACAUUUAGGUGACAUCCCUGGCCCUCCAGUUAAGCCUUGAAUUUUGUAGCGUCUCUGCUUUAGAUGUACGGAAAUGGAGUGUCCAAGGAAAAGUUACUUUCAUGGGUCUCAUGGCGAUAGAGGCAGGUUUAGAACUCAGAUUUUCUAGGGGUCUUUUCAUAGGCUGUAGUCAAUUUCAUUGGUCAAGACUAGCCCUUAAAAAGGAAACAUCGUCCUCUCCAUCUUUUUUCCUCUCUUCCAUCCUUCUGCCUCCCACUAUCAGAAGAAACACAGAUAAAUAAAAUGCUAAUACCUUACUGUAGAUCUAUUUCAUGUUACACCUGGCUGUAAUUGUGUUCUAGAUGAUCAAAAAAGAGGAAUGCAAAAGAAUUAAUUUCUCAUGCUAAAAUUUCUGGCCCUAAGACACCUGUGAAAUGUCCCAACAACUGACUCUUCUCUGCUGCCUUUCAGAUCAUACAAAGGUGAAGCUGCUCCUACUUGUGGGUAUGAGGCAGCCUCCUCAGCCUCACCCAGGGCAAAGGGCCCAAAGCAGAGGGAGCACAGGGAACAUGUGGCGGCGGCAGCACCUUUAAUUGUGCAGCUUCUUCUCGUCCCAAAUAAGAUAAACCAGAAAUUACAUCCUGAAACUUAUUUCCCCAGAAAGAAAAGGAAGGGGAGGGAGAACUUUAAAAGGAGAUGCUUCUAAUAUGGUAUUAGACUGUAAUUCAUAGGGAAAUUUAUGCCUGAGAUAUGAAUUUCUGAAAAUAGAGGGUUUUUUAAAAGGGAAACACUGACACAUCCUUAAUUAUAGAGUAAUAAAUACCAAUGGUAUAUUAUCUUCCGAUAUUUCCUUACACAGAUACCAAAGCAUGCAGCUGUUUUUGAAAACUGAUAAUCAAGUACAAUAUAAGUCUAUUACAUCUUGCACUUACAACACACCCUCCAACUAAGCAGCAUCAUGGAGCACUUAUAGUGAGAAGCAGGGCUGCUUGGAGUUAGAAACUUAACUGAACAAAUUAGCUUAGAAUCGUAACUUAAGAAUCGUAGUCAAACCAAAAUGCCUGUCCUUGCCAGGAAAGGCAUUCCAAAGGCACCGAGCCUGCCAAGUACAAAGCCUUUGCUUCAGGAUGAUGGAGGCAGUUCUGGAAAGCCAGCAUAACUUAAUGAUCAAUCAGGAAAAUGUACAGCAGGAUCUACACAACUGCAGGAUGCAUAAAACUGGUACAAAGCAUUAAUAGUGGAAUGAGAGGUAGAAUGGGGUUUUACCAGAAAAUGUGUAGCUCUGAGGAAGCUCCCUGUAUUGCUUUCAAUCCAGGCAGCAGAAACGCAAAGAGAGAAACAUGGUCAAAGAAAAGUAUGUGGACAAAUGUGGGGGGUAGAAAAGGAAAUGAAGGUUAAACAAGGCCAAUAUGAUUCAGAAUAAAAGGGAGGGCGGGAAGUUUAAGGAGCCAGCUGCAAUUACUAACUGUUACAUUAAGAAGGGCUGAAAUGGAGUGCAGGAGGGCUGGGCAUUUUACGCAGUGGAUUAAUGUCCUCUUCCUUGGGUGUCUGAAGUUGUGGAUUUUAAUUUAUUUGGUGCAGGGAUUGUGAAAUGUUUAAUGGAUGGGGGGGCUAAAUAGGGGCAAUUAUAAACAGAGUAGAAAAGAGGAACAUAUGAAACAUUGUAUAGCGUUCAUUAGAAUCAAUAGGGUUUGCAGCUAUGGACAAAGGUCACUAGUCAAAAAAAAAUUAAGUCCAUGAUAAUAGAAUUUAGAGGAGGUAUAUCCAAAAAUCAAUCAAAAAGACCAAAAAACAAAACAAAAUACAUAGAUGUGUGAGGCCAAGGAUUUUGAAUGUCUUAGGACCUAGUUUUAUGGCCAUUCUCCUUUCUCCACCCAUUUAAAAAAUAAAUCAUAACUCUGGCAUUUAGAAACCUAGUCAUUCUGAACAUCAUUUAUUAAUAUAAACUUAAUUCUGUGCUGUCCUUUGGUGGGUGGUAAGAACAUGAACUAACAACAACUGGCCUAAAACAACAACAGGGCAGUCCACUCAAGCACAGGAAAGCUAUGAGAAAAGAAAAACUUCCUAAUUUGCUCUUUCACCUUAUUUAUUUUACUGAAGGAUGAAGCCAAAGUGGAGAGGGUGUGGUUACAUCACAGAAGGACCAAAUGCCUUCAAGGAGAUUUUUUUAAGCUUCCCUAAAUUUGUAUCAGGAGGACGAUGGGAAUUGAAACCUUGUGUGAUUUACAUCAUUUUGUUAAUCUGCUGAUUUUCUUCCCGGGAAGGUGGGAGAGAAGGAAAGCUCUCUGCUUUCUACAAUUGCAGACACUAGGGCAGAAACUUAAUCGAGUUCUUAUUCCCUGAGUGUACCUUGGUUGUCAUCUGGCUGGCAGCCAGUCCACAGAUGUAUUGGUUCAGGCAUUUGCCUGGCCAAUAUUGUUAGGAAUCAUUUAAAUUGGAAAUAUGCAUCAGAAGGUAUUUAAGAAUUACUGAUAUGCAGCUAUUAAUCUUGAAUGCAAAUAGUAUUAUUUGGGGUGUGGACAAAUCACUUAACUGGAACCACAUGAAAAAGCACUUUGAAAAAAAAAAACAUUUUUGCAGGCUGUUGGGGAAAUGGCAUUGGUGAACAGAAAUACAAUUGCCAAGUGGAAAAACCUACUCUUCAAAGACGCAGCCUGCUGCAGCAACUAGGCAGCGUGGCCUUGCUGCCUUCAACCUGCCGCACCACUGUACCAGCUGAAAGCAAACCCGUUGCUAACAAAGAGACCAACGGGUCUAUUUCUAAAGCUGAUCCAGCUCCAAGAGGGAGAGCACGCAGAUGGGUGCCGUGGGGUGGCUGAGGGUGAUCCUCAAAGGUCACCAGCUGUGUAACUUCAGUGUGAGAGGAGAAGGUGCAGCCCUCGAGGUGUGUAAUGGUCACAAGUGGCUUCGGAGGCCCAGCAGUUCUCCAUUCAGGACAUCACGGGGAGGGGGGUUGAGCCAUAUCUGAAAUCUCAGGGACAGGGUGGAGACUGUUUUGUGAUCAUGAUUAAUUAAAAAGGAGGAAUCAAAGCAGACAGCUCUCCUGUUUCCAGUUGAGCUGCAGAGCCACGGAGAGGAACGUGUGUGCUCUCUGGUGCUUGCAGCUAUGUUCCCUGGCUUUCAAUCGCCUUGGCUUUUCCCCUGUAUUUCUAAUGCUGUGAUAUCGGGCCAAUAAAAUGGAAUCUACAAAA
Molecule: messenger RNA, 13149 nt
Organism: Oryctolagus cuniculus (rabbit)
Lineage: Eukaryota; Metazoa; Chordata; Mammalia; Lagomorpha; Leporidae
Source: RefSeq, a predicted model, not a curated record